Molecule: messenger RNA, 1787 nt
Organism: Apis dorsata (giant honeybee)
Lineage: Eukaryota; Metazoa; Arthropoda; Insecta; Hymenoptera; Apidae
Gene: Orp8
Product: oxysterol-binding protein-related protein 8-like
Exons: 12
Cellular component (GO): membrane; cytosol; intracellular membrane-bounded organelle
Molecular function (GO): cholesterol binding
Source: RefSeq, a predicted model, not a curated record
AAAUAUAUUUGCGACAUUUAUGCGUCGUACGUUUUGAUUGCAAGUAACUUGGCAGAUCCAUAUGUUAUUAGUAAGUGAUCAAUGGAACAUCGGACUUCGCGCUCGCGCCGUCGUAACCUGACAUCGAUAUACAUAUAUCUCUUUCUUUGCUUCGAAUGUUUGUUCUUACAUCAAUAAAAAAUUAUUUAAUUUGCAAAUUCAUAAUGAUUUCCCAACCAAUUGUGGUACCUGGAGGUGAACAUCGAUCACAAUCAGAAACUCAUUCUAUGUCUGUUGGAAAUACUUCUGAGUCUUUUAAAACUAUGACACCACCAAAUGUAAGCAGAUCAUUGAGUAAUCGUAUUAAUGACAGUGGAUAUGGUACAUUACCAAGUAAGCUAGAACCAGUGGAUCAACAACUUCGACGAAGCAGUGUUCAAGUUCAAUCUGCAACAUUACCUAAACUUCCAUCAACAGAGUCCUUAUCAACAAGUGUAAAUUUUGCAACUGCUGCACCUCCACUAUCUCCAGGAUUAUCUACAUCAAUGGGAGAAGCAAAUCAAAAAACAGAUAAUGUUUCUGAUAAGUCUUUCGAUUCUUGUAAGUUAACAAGGAAAGAAUCAUACAAAGCUCAAAGAAAGAAUUAUCGAAUGGAAAAAAAGAGAUUUGCCGAUGAACUUCUAAGUUCUUUUAAAGAUCCAACUGUUAUUGUGAUGAGUGAUUGGCUUAAAGUUCGUGGUACAUUAAAAAGUUGGACAAAACUGUGGUGUAUUCUGAAGCCUGGUUUGCUACUGCUAUAUAAAAGUCCAAAAGCAAAAAGCAAUCAUUGGGUAGGAACAGUUUUACUUAAUACAUGUCAAGUGAUAGAACGCCCAAGUAAAAAAGAUGGAUUUUGUUUUAAAUUGUUUCAUCCUUUGGAACAAUCAAUAUGGGCUCCAAGAGGUCCAGAAAAAGAAGCUAUUGGUGCUGUUGUACAACCCUUGCCAACAUCUUACUUAAUAUUUAGAGCACCUUCUCAGGCAGCUGGUAAAUGUUGGUUGGAUGCACUUGAAUUAUCUUUACGUUGUUCUUCUUUAAUAGUACGCUCAACAAGUGCAUUGCCACGUACUUUACCACAUGAUACUACAACAACUCAUGAAACUCAAUGGAGUGAAGCAGAUUAUGAAAAACAUUUUGAUGAACAUGAUUUGGACGAUAUUAGCCAACCGGAAAAUGGAGUAGCAGCUGAUGCAGAGAUUAGCGCUUCGGAUAGUGAAUCUGAAGGAUCCACCAAGGAAGAUCAACAAGAAACAAUUAAUGAAACUCCAUAUGCUGCAAAUGAACAAGAAGUUCUUGGAGCGGCUGGAGAGGUAGUUACAGAAUUACAAGAAGAACAAAAAUCUUUAAUAUGGUUCUUAAUGAAACAAGUUCGACCAGGCAUGGAUUUAUCAAAAGUCGUUUUACCGACUUUUAUUUUAGAACCUCGUUCGUUUUUAGAAAAGUUGGCCGAUUCUUAUUAUCAUGCAGAUUUAUUAUCUCAAGCAGUAGUAGAAGAUGAUGCAUUUACACGUAUGAAAGGCGUUGUUAAAUGGUAUUUAUCUGGAUUUUAUAAAAAACCUCAAGGUUUAAAGAAACCUUAUAAUCCGCUUUUGGGUGAAACUUUUCGCUGCUAUUGGCAGCAUCCUAAUGGUUCAAGAACUUUCUAUAUAGCUGAACAGCUUUCUCAUCAUCCACCUAUAUCAGGAUUUUAUGUUACUAAUCGACAAGAUGGAUUUACUAUUAGUGCUACAAUUAUUGCAAAAUCUAAAUUUUACGGUAAUUUUUUUCUU